Molecule: messenger RNA, 2213 nt
Organism: Pararge aegeria (speckled wood butterfly)
Lineage: Eukaryota; Metazoa; Arthropoda; Insecta; Lepidoptera; Nymphalidae
Gene: Lamtor3
Product: ragulator complex protein LAMTOR3 homolog
Exons: 3
Coding region: 120-497 (125 amino acids)
Biological process (GO): cellular response to amino acid stimulus; positive regulation of TOR signaling
Cellular component (GO): Ragulator complex
Source: RefSeq, a predicted model, not a curated record
AACUUCAAUGCUUCAAAGUUUUUAUUACCUACAAGUUGUUUUGAUUGUUUCUCAAUUUUCCAAUUUCUAGUUGUUUAACCUGCGAAUAGUACCGAUUCACAUACGAAAUAUUAUUAAAUAUGGUUGAUGAUCUGCGAAAAUUUCUUAAUCACUUACUGGAGAAGGUAAACGGUCUUCAUUGUAUACUGAUCACAGAUAGGGAUGGGGUACCGGUGGUACGGUCAGUCACGGAGAAAGCGCCACAGUUGGCUCUGAGACCAAACUUCAUAUCCACCUUUGGAAUGGCUACUGAACAAGCAAGCAAACUUGGACUUGGGAGGAACAAAACUAUUAUAUCAAUGUAUUCGAGUUAUCAGGUGAUACAGAUGAAUAAGUUGCCACUUGUGAUCACUUUUAUUGGCAGUGACAAUUGCAAUACUGGGCACAUAUUGUCUCUAGAAAGUCAAAUUGAACCUUUCCUAAAGGAUCUAGGUACUAUAGUUGCUGAUGCUCCAUGAUAUAGCUUUUAAUUUAUGUUUGUUAUCCUGACAGCCAAAUACUGAAAUGCUUAUUAAACUUGAGGUGCUGCUAAAGUUUUAAGAUUUGCUUAUGAAUGGAGAUCGAAAUGUUUUUGUGACAAUGUUACUCUGGAUCUUUAUAAAAUAUGCACUAAUUUUUGGAAGGUUUUUUAGUUUGAAUUGUUUAAACUACUAUUAUCAGUGUUGAAUAUAUCACUAUAGGAGAAGCAAAAUACAUAUUGUGAAAAAAAACUGUUCAAACAACCACAUUAAAACAGAUGAUCCUUUUUUAAUGAAUUUUCUAUACUUUUAGAUAGGUAUUUAGAUAAUAUUCUUCUAUGCCCUAGACCAAUAGGGGGUACUGAACUUAGGGUAUCUUUACAUUAUUGCCCAGAAAUGGAGUGUGGUGGGUGUGAAUUUCAUUAUUUCACCAUAACCUACUGAAAUACACAUGUCCUAUUUUUGCGCUAUUUGCUAAAAGUUAUUAAAUAUGAUAUUAGGUAAUAGGAGACUUAAGAAGUACUGGGAAAGUUUGUUUUUAUUGAGGUUUUAUAAUUUUAUAGUAUUGUAGAUAUUAAAGUGUGCUUGAAAUAAAUUGUUUCAGUAUUUGACUGUUAUAUUCUGUUUAUUAAAAAAAAUGUGUUUAUCAUUUUAGAUAAUGUAUUUAAUUAAUACUUGUUUUAAGUAGUUAUUCUGUAUUUUUCACAUCAAUAUACAGUUUGUCUGCUGAAAUAGUUUGUACAUCGUUCGUGCGUCGUAUUGUACACCCAUGCGCUAUGUGAAAACUCAAAAUAAAUAGCUACAUUUAAAGUGCCUCAUUCAUCUCAAAUUUCUAAAAUUAAUUACACUACUAAAAAUCAUAAUACUGAGUGUACAAAAUGUGACAGUACACAAAUAUACACUGCAGGCACAGCACGUGCCGAGUCUUUGAAGUAGCCGACGCGGCAUGAGCGGCACAGCAGCCAGUGUCAUCCCGCGCCAACUAUUUGAGCGAUCGAAGUAUACAAGUCUUUUAUAGACAUUUGGGGGAAAAAACCAACAUAAGUGUCUGAAAGAAUUUCUUCAACCUAAACCUACCAUACAAAAGACGGCACCUGAAAACAAAGAUAAAUAAAUAUAGGCAAAGAUAUGCCAUCGCCUUAAUUUCACAUUGGUGUCAUGUGCCCAUUGAACCAUGUACCGUCACCCAUUUUUAUUAUUUUUUCUUAUACAAGUUAUAUAAGAAAAUUUCAUCUGGUGGUAAGUGACGAUGGUGGCGGGCGAAUAAUCGUUACCUUCUAAAUCACUGUUAUAUCUAUACAAGCCAGUGGUGUGCAUACAGGUAUAAGCGGGUAAGCAGGGAAUCUCAUCAAGUUUUUCAUAACUUUUGCUGGACUGGACUUCCAUUUUAUAUCAUCUGCCCGCUUAGUUCAUACCCUAUGCAUAUCCUGUAUGCACGCCAUUGACACAAUAAUAAUAAUAUCGUUUAUUUCUUUCAUCCAAAUUGCACAUAUAAUGUGUGGGUAAAUACAAGCCCACCAACUAGCAAUGCAGUAGCAUGAUGGUUUCCAGCAGUGGAACAUUAAUUAGGAUUAUGACGAUUGGUGAUAGGCAUGUAAAUAAAAUGUAAAUAAAUGUUUUUUUAUGAAUAAAAUGUGCCUCUAGAAGAUUUAUCGUUUAUUGUAUGUACUAAAUAGCUUUAUCAUAUAUUAUAAUUAUAAUGUUGCUAAAAUAAUA